Cetraspora pellucida is the source of this 2133-nucleotide messenger RNA. Lineage: Eukaryota; Fungi; Glomeromycota; Glomeromycetes; Diversisporales; Gigasporaceae. The record is from the annotation of a GenBank genome assembly.
AUGGACGCUAACCAAUUCCAACAACUACUCGCUAACCUUACCAUAUCCUUUGAAAACGCGGCAGCGAAUAUCGUAAACGGCCUUCGACCAGAAAAUAUGCAAAACAAUAUUAUAGUCAAAGAAGUCGAUGAAGUCAAAGAAGUUGAAGAGGUCAAAGAUAACUUCGAGGCCUUUUCAGUCGACGAUGAAGUGCAAAAGAAGGAUUGGAAGUGCUACAGAGAACAUUUCGAUCGACAAAAAUACGAAACGGUACGUCUUGAAGCAGAUAUAAAUAAUGAUCCUAUUGGAGACAAUGCUACCUUUAAUGUUGUUUAUUCGCAUGACUACUAUGGUUUUCAACGAACGUUUGUUGAGUUAAAGUCCAAGCCGCUAAUCACGAUCCUACAAGAAAUCCUUCGUGACAACCGUGACAUUCACGACAUAGAACCCAGAAUCAAUGCUCGGGUUCUGUUUCAUGUGAUAAAAACGUUAAAAGAUACUGCCAUGACGAAAGCUGUGUCUAAUCUGGGCUGUCUGAAUAGCAUGAUUAAAUUCCUUGAACAUGAACAUGAUAAAACGAUUAAAGCUAAAGAUAAGAUGUUAAGGGACAAAAAUGUUUCAUUCGACAUGUUGUGGUCGACUCUUGUAAACCAAAGUCGUCAUAAAGGGGUUCGUUAUAGAGAGUGUCGACUGUUAUUAAUAUAUCAUUUCGCUAUCUACUUAUUUAUAAAUUUACUGUCUUGUGUCUGGAAAUCAUACUCUCAUAGUCAGUGUGAGAUUUCUGGUCAGAAGCUUGGCGGUAUCAUUUCCUCGACAUCUGAAGAUAAUAAUGACGAUAGGAAAAAGAUUUUUACUAUAGACAUUAAGAUAAUCGACUAUGACAGCAUCGGAUUUAAAAAUUGCACUAUACACCGUAAAAUCGAAUAUUUCUCUGGGGUAAAGAGUUUUUCUGAAUUAUCCGUUAUUCUAGCAAGAUUUAUUAAUAUUCAAAGCUUUAAGGAAGAGCUUAUCAAAAACGGAAAACUGUUUUUCCGUCAUAGCUUAGGAGAAAACAAUUUUUUGAGUUACAAGGGACCGUUAUUACGCUGGAAAUCUGAUAGGCGUAAUAAGAGGGAAGUAGAGAAGAUAAGGGCUGAUGGCCGAGUCAUAAUUGAUCUCAAAAGUUUUGCGACCAUGAAUCCCGAUUACGAAAUGGAAAAUGCCUUACCGCCAAACAAAUACCAAUAUGAGAUGAACAAACAAAAUAAGGUUUAUCUCAAGAAGGACGAAUACCUUAAGGAAGAUAGUUGUUUUCGCGCUCCUGCGGUAGUGUAUGGAUUUAGCCUUGCACUAAAAAUAUGGGGCCAGUUCGAAGUCACAAAACUCGCGCCCAUUGACUUUAACAAACGGGCCUUCGACUAUCUGGUAAUAAGUGACGAUAAAAAAAAACUGCUUAAAGGGUUAGUGAAACAAUACAGCAGAACUACAAACAACGAUGGUCUUGAUCCCAUAACCAAUAAAGGUAAUAGCUGCGUCAUUCUAUGCCAUGGACCACCUGGUACUGGAAAAACAUUGACGGCUGAAAGUGUGGCCGAAUCUCUAAGACGGCCACUAUGGAUGCUCGGCAUGCACGAACUUGGGAUUAAUCCUGAAGAAUUAGAAAAACGACUGAGUAGGGUUCUGGAAAUCGCUUAUACAUGGAAAGCUAUCCUUCUACUUGACGAAGCUGACAUUUACCUCGAAAAACGUAACACAGUCGAUCUAUCCCGCAACAUGAUGGUUGGUGCAUUUUUGCGUCAGCUAGAAUACUAUCAAGGAAUCCUCUUCUUGACAACAAAUCGUGGUGCGAAUUUUGAUGAUGCAAUCUGUUCUCGAAUUAGCAUGUUCUUCUAUUUCCCCAAGCAUGACCAGAGCCAAAGACGUAAAAUAUGGACAAUUUUCCUCAGACGCGCUAGCCUGGACAUCAAAGCAGAUGAUGAUCUUGUUGAAUACGAGUUGAAUGGUCGUGAGAUUCGUAAUAUUCUUCACAUUGCAAGAAUGUUAGCCCAUAACAGUGAAUGUGAUUUGACUAAAGACUUUAUGAUAAGUCUCAUCGAGGGAUACAUUAAUGAUUUGAAGGAACUGAGAAAAAGUGAUACUGAUACAAAAAUGUACAGCAAUAAGUUAUCUUUUUAA